Messenger RNA from Phodopus roborovskii (desert hamster), 2451 nucleotides. RefSeq names its product transmembrane BAX inhibitor motif containing 6 (gene Tmbim6). The transcript is spliced from 10 exons. Gene Ontology annotation, biological process: negative regulation of apoptotic signaling pathway; cellular response to unfolded protein; negative regulation of endoribonuclease activity. The record is from RefSeq and is a predicted model, not a curated record. Gene Ontology annotation, molecular function: enzyme binding. Lineage: Eukaryota; Metazoa; Chordata; Mammalia; Rodentia; Cricetidae. Bases 139 to 852 code for a protein of 237 amino acids. Gene Ontology annotation, cellular component: mitochondrial membrane.
GAGGCGGGGCUUCCAGGGGCGGGCGUGGGUAGAGCUCCGGUGCCAACCCGGGGAGACUCAGAGCACAUCCGGUUUUAGCAGAGCUGGGGAGCUCUUGAGUGGCGGACUUAGAAGGAGUGCUGAGCAGAGUUCGGAACCAUGAACAUAUUUGAUCGGAAGAUCAACUUUGACGCCCUCUUAAAAUUUUCCCAUAUAACUCCCUCAACACAGCAGCACCUGAAGAAGGUCUAUGCCAGCUUUGCACUCUGUAUGUUUGUGGCGGCAGCAGGGGCCUAUGUCCAUGUGGUCACACAUUUCAUUCAGGCUGGCCUGCUCUCUGCCUUGGGCUCCUUGGGCUUGAUGAUCUGGCUGAUGGCAACACCUCAUAGCCAUGAAACUGAGCAAAAAAGAUUGGGACUUCUCGCUGGCUUUGCUUUCCUCACAGGAGUUGGCCUGGGCCCUGCUUUGGAGUUGUGCAUUGCUAUCAAUCCCAGCAUCCUCCCCACCGCUUUCAUGGGCACAGCCAUGAUCUUCACCUGCUUCAGCUUGAGUGCACUCUAUGCCAGGCGCCGGAGCUACCUCUUCUUGGGAGGCAUCUUGAUGUCAGCCAUGAGCCUCAUGUUCUUGUCCUCGCUGGGGAACCUUUUCUUUGGAUCCAUUUGGCUCUUCCAGGCAAACUUGUAUAUGGGGCUGCUGGUCAUGUGCGGCUUUGUCCUUUUUGAUACUCAGCUCAUUAUUGAGAAGGCUGAAAAUGGAGAUAAGGAUUACAUCUGGCACUGCAUCGACCUCUUCUUAGAUUUUGUUACACUCUUCAGGAAGCUCAUGCUGAUCCUGGCUUUGAAUGAGAAGGACAAGAAGAAAGAAAAGAAGUGAUUCGGCCACCGGCAUCCCCAGCUUGACUCCUCUCCCGCCCUCAUUUCUCUGCACACAUUACAGGUGUCGUGUUCUAUGAUAAUGAAAAGCAUCAGAAAAGCUUUUGUACUUUGUGGUUUUCUCUAUUUUGAAUUUUUUUGAUCAAAAAACUGAUUAGUGAAUAUAGUUUGGAGUUUGGCUUCACAUUCCUGAGGUUCUCCCACGAUCCCUUUUCUGUCAGCCGAUCCAUAGCCUCUUGCUCUGCUCAGGCAGCCAGUCCACCAAGAUGAGCGAGGAGCAGAUGUCCACCUUCCUGCCACAUCUCCGCAGACGGACCCUCCCAGACUGUUGCUGGAGCCUCUUGACCCUUGUGUUUGGUUUUCACAGUCCAGAGAGCCUGGACACUGUGUUUGCCCUGGGAUGGAGCUUUCCUGUCCUGAGUUAUCAGCCUGCCAAAGAGUGACUCUGGUGGCUGCUUUGCUUCCUCUCUGCCUGAAUUGGCCUAGCAAACACCUGUCUGCCUUGCCUUGAAGGGAAUGUGGAUUUGUGGGUGUUCCCUUUCCCACCAGAGUGGCCCUCAGGGACUCUACUUGCUUUCCAUCUGUGGGGUGGGAAGGCCUGAGUACAGAAAGAAGAAUGUAUGGCAGGGUAGAGAUGGCAGCUCUCAAGUUUCCCUGUUGGUUUUGUUGUUGGUUUUUAAAAUUAUCACCUUUGUUACUGAUUGGCCUCCACUAGGCGGCUGUGGUUAAGUCUUGGGGGAAGGAUAGGAAAGGAGGAUGGUUGAGCCCCAGGGCUGAUUGUACUGAAUCCUGCCAGAAAAACCUCUGUAGAACUUCAGCAAGGGACAAGUCUCCACCAGCUGAGCACUUCCUUGCAGGGGAUCUUGACUGUGAUAACUUGAAGGUGGCACUCCUAACAGCUCUUCAGUGCAUUUUUGUCAUCUGCCUGGACACUGUUAGGAAGUGUCAAGACAGAGAUUUGAGGCCGUAGGUAAUAUUCACUUACAGAUGCACUUUAGUCUUGUUUGUUCACCUGUUUCUAGAAAUUUUAGGUCUGGGCAGAAGCCAGGUGACCAAACUAUGGGCUACCAGCCUGCACAGAAAGGCGGCAUCAGGAGUUAUCAUGGCCCUGGCUAUUUGUGUUUUCAAUUCAAAGGACCAAGCCACCAAGAGCCCAUUAUAAGCAGGGUGUCACUUGGGCAGUGCAGUUGAACACACUGCCCUGUUUGCCUGCUGCCUCCACCCUGCCUCCUUGGAGCCUGUGCCCACAAGGGACAUCAGCAACUCUCCAUUAUAGUGGUUCUUUGCAAGGUCUAGGAUCUAACUUAGUUCCACCUCCUGAAGCCAGACUCCAGCUCUUGUGCUUUUUUGCUUGGGAUAAAGGAGUUUUCUUUAGAAACAGUGCCAAGAAUGAUAAGAUAUAAAACUACUUUUAAAGAAAAUGCUAACAGGUUUUUAAUACAGGUAUCAUUGUCAUCUCCACUUUCUUUCCUAGUUCUUUGGUUUUCCAGCUCAGGCUGCAUUCUUUAACUCAUACUGUGAAGACAAAGGUGUUUUUGAUUAAAAAAAUAUAUCUACAUAGUCUUAAUUUGUAAAAAAUAAAGAAAAUUCCUUAACCUUU